AAAAAAAAAAACAUAAAAAGGCCUUGGUGAUAAUAAAGAGGCUGUUGUUGAAGAUGCACUAUAAAUAUAAAGCGUAAAUAUCUCUAUCUCACCGUGCAUUCAGUGAUAAAAGUGUUAUUCUGCUGGAAAACGCGUUUGUGAAGCGAUGAGAGAGACGUGACGAAAGCGGAAUAUGAUGAUGAUGAUGAUGAUGAUGAUGAUGAGAACACUAGCGCGAGCUGAGUCUGACGACAGCAGAGUUUCGCCUUUCACUCGAAGGAAAAAAACGAGCAGGUCUUCCAGAAGAAGCUUCGAGCUCAAACGCCAUCGAGUCCUCGAGUCCACCACAGACAAACCGAGCGUUAUUAAAGCAGGAGCGUGUUUGAUUCAUUCUAAAGUCGCGUUGUUGAUGGAUCUGCGGUGACCCGAUGCGCGCACCAAACACCCAGAGCUAGAACCAGUGAUGGCAUCUUACCAUAGCUUGGACGAUGACGCAAUGGCUUUGAUGGUCCACGACACGAACGCGGUGAAGAAAGAAGAGUUCGCGAAGGACGCGCCGCUCCAGGAGCCGAGCUCGGAGAAGGUGGAAGCGUCUCAGAAGCCGCCUUACUCCUACGUGGCUCUGAUCGCCAUGGCCAUCCGGGAGAGCUCGGAAAAGAGACUGACCCUCUCCGGUAUCUACCAGUACAUCAUCACCAAGUUCCCCUUCUACGAGAAGAACAAGAAGGGCUGGCAGAACAGCAUCCGACACAACCUGAGUCUCAACGAGUGCUUCAUUAAAGUUCCGCGUGAAGGCGGAGGGGAGCGCAAGGGGAACUACUGGACUCUGGAUCCGGCCUGCGAGGACAUGUUCGAGAAGGGCAACUACCGGCGCCGGAGGCGCAUGAAGCGGCCGUUCAGACCGCCAGCGGCUCACUUCCAGCCGGGCAAGGCUCUCUUCGGCGGGGAGGGAUACGGCAGCUUCCUCCCCGCGCCCAAGUAUCUCCAAUCCGGCUUCAUGAACAACAGCUGGCCGCUCGCGCAACCGGCGCCGCCGAUGAGUUACGCGUCCUGCCAGAUGGCCAACGGCAACAUGGGUGCCAUGAAAGGGCUGUCAGGUCCGUCUUACAACCCCUACAGUCGAAUGCAAGCCAUGGGCCUGCCGAACAUGAUGAACUCGUACAGCGGGAUGGGGCAUCACCAGCACCCGGCGACCCCGGCGGCGCAGCAGUCCUCCCCGGCUCCGUCCAACUCCGCGGCCGCUCUACAGUUCACCUGCUCCCGCCAGCCGCCGGAGCUCUACUCGUACUGGGACCACGAGCUCAAGAACUCCUCGUUGCACUCGCGGAUUGACAUUUGAACCGAGGGAACGCGCGAAGGGGACUUGGAGCGUGGUCUGUUCUACGCAUCCGGUAAGGUAAACAGGGUGAAGAACAAACACUGACCUAAACUAUCUCGGUCCCCACAGAUGUUCUGGACUGCAUGGAUAAAGUUUUUCUUAUUCUCUAAAUUAGUAGUUUUUGAUGUGAUCGCUUCAGGAUAAAAGUGCCUUCAGUUUCCUGAUCGAAAAUUCAUUUGAGGACAGAACAGAAGGAAGAGCAAUGGCGAGGUUGUUACUGUGAUUUUUACAUUUGGAUUGUCAAACCAGCACUUAUUAAUUUGCAUUCAAUAAAUUUUGUUUUUGA
Carassius gibelio (silver crucian carp) is the source of this 1643-nucleotide messenger RNA. RefSeq names its product forkhead box protein L2. The transcript has 2 exons. Bases 443 to 1318 code for a protein of 291 amino acids. The record is from RefSeq and is a predicted model, not a curated record. Gene Ontology annotation, molecular function: DNA-binding transcription factor activity, RNA polymerase II-specific; RNA polymerase II cis-regulatory region sequence-specific DNA binding. Lineage: Eukaryota; Metazoa; Chordata; Actinopteri; Cypriniformes; Cyprinidae. Gene Ontology annotation, biological process: cell differentiation; regulation of transcription by RNA polymerase II; anatomical structure morphogenesis.